AUGUCUGUUGAACGUUCUGUAACAUUACACCCACCUGAACAGACCCCAGCUGUAACGUUACACCCACCUGAACAGACCCCAACUGUAACGUUACACCCUCCUGAACAGACCCCAACUGUAACGUUACACCCUCCUGAACAGACCCCAGCUGUAACGUUACACCCACCUGAACAGACCCCAGCUUUAACAUUACACCCACCUGAACAGACCCCAGCUGUAACGUUACACCCACCUGAACAGACCCCAACUGUAACGUUACACCCACCUGAACAGACCCCAGCUGUAACGUUACACCCACCUGAACAGACCCCAACUGUAACGUUACACCCUCCUGAACAGACCCCAGCUGUAACGUUACACCCACCUGAACAGACCCCAACUGUAACGUUACACCCACCUGAACAGACCCCAGCUGUAACGUUACACCCACCUGAACAGACCCCAACUGUAACGUUACACCCUCCUGAACAGACCCCAGCUGUAACGUUACACCCACCUGAACAGACCCCAGCUUUAACAUUACACCCACCUGAACAGACCCCAGCUGUAACGUUACACCUACCUGAACAGACCCCAACUGUAACGUUACACCCACCUGAACAGACCCCAGCUGUAACGUUACACCCACCUGAACAGACCCCAACUGUAACGUUACACCCUCCUGAACAGACCCCAGCUGUAACGUUACACCCACCUGAACAGACCCCAACUGUAACGUUACACCCUCCUGAACAGACCCCAACUGUAACGUUACACCCACCUGAACAGACCCCAACUGUAACGUUACACCCACCUGAACAGACCCCAACUGUAACGUUACACCCUCCUGAACAGACCCCAGCUGUAACGUUACACCCACCUGAACAGACCCCAGCUGUAACGUUACACCCACCUGAACAGACCCCUGCUCCUGAGUCUAAAACUAUCCUGAUAAAGAAGGGCUAUGACUUGAGGUCUCCGUGA
Molecule: messenger RNA, 963 nt
Organism: Salvelinus fontinalis (brook trout)
Lineage: Eukaryota; Metazoa; Chordata; Actinopteri; Salmoniformes; Salmonidae
Exons: 2
Coding region: 1-963 (320 amino acids)
Source: RefSeq, a predicted model, not a curated record